Molecule: messenger RNA, 7382 nt
Organism: Haliotis rubra (blacklip abalone)
Lineage: Eukaryota; Metazoa; Mollusca; Gastropoda; Lepetellida; Haliotidae
Product: serine/threonine-protein kinase PRP4 homolog
Biological process (GO): peptidyl-serine phosphorylation; mRNA cis splicing, via spliceosome; peptidyl-threonine phosphorylation
Molecular function (GO): protein serine/threonine kinase activity; ATP binding
Source: RefSeq, a predicted model, not a curated record
AACCAGUACAAUUCGUCAUAGGGACAGUAGUAUAUAGUCGACAUCGCGCUGACGAUCGUCUAACAUGGCCGAUGUUGAUGACCCGAUUGAAAUAAGUGAUGAUUCAGGCAGUAGUGAUGAAGGAAUAUUGAAAGAAAAGAAAAAGAAGCAUAAACACAAGAAACAUAAGAAGAAACAUUCCACCAGUGACAAACAUAAACACAAACACAAGCGGAAGCGUCACAAACAUGAUAAAGGAGACGGAGAUGAGAAAGAGAAGAAGAAGCCGGGAAAGCUUGAGGAGAGUGAUCUGGAAAGACUGGAAGCAGCACGGGCAGCAUUAAGGGCUGAACUGAAUGGUGACACUAGUAAUGCCAUAGGCCUGAUUGCUCAGGGAUAUGGAACUGACUCUGAAGAGGAAGGGGAAAUAAAAGACUUGAGUUAUACAGAGGAGUCAGGGUCAACAGAAAAACGGGCAACGAAAGAAAGGUCUUCUAGCAAACCAGAAGGAAAGGAUGAUAUACUGGAUUUGAUUCGAGAAGCUAGAGAAUCACAAAGACAUCGUGGAGAACGGGGUCAUGGUCGUGAGCAGAAGAAUGGGGUCAAGGAGCGAGGGUCAAGGUCACCCAGUCUAACAGAAUUUGCUGAUACGUUGCUCGACUCAGUUGAUGUGAUCUCAAACAAGAGAAGAAGUUCCCCUCACAGAAGAAGAGACGGUUCCCGAGAUAGGGAUCGGAGAUCUAAACGUUCUACCUCACCCUCACGCCAACAUUCCGCACGUGAUGAGAGACGGGACCGCGAGAGUGACAGACGAAGAGAUGAAGAUAAGAGGAAUGAAGACAGAAGAAGAGAUGAAGAAAGGCGACGUGAAGAAGAACGGAGGGAAGAAGAUCGACGGAGGGAGGUGGAGCGAAGACGGGAAAGGGAAAAGAGGGAAGAAGAACGAUAUCGAAGACAGGAAGAUGAGCGACGUGACCGGAGGCUAGAAAUGGAUAGACGGAGAGAGGAUGACAGAAGAAUGAGACACAGAAAUGGGUCAAGGAGCCCCCAAAGACGACGAGAUGACCGCAGUUAUCGCAGCAGGUCGCGAGACAGGCGUCGGCGCCGCGGUGAUGAUUCUUCUAAACCAAGAGACAAGUUUAAGGACAGUCUCUCUGAAGGCAUGACACUGCAGCAUGAAUCAUCUGAUAGUGAAGAACUGGAUGUGGAAAUCCCCCAGGAUGAGUCCGAAGAAGAAGCUGAAAUUGCAAUGAGGAGGAAGAUGAGGAGAGCUUUAGUAAUGCGACUGGGAGCUGAGGGUGCCAUCCCUGGGUUAGAUAUAGAAUCCAGCCAGCCUACUCCUCCCCCAGAGGAGGACAGAGCUGAGGGACAGCAUGGUCAUGGUAGUGAUGACUCCUCCUCAUCGGACACCAACAGUGACGACGACGAUGAGAUGGCCAACAAGGUGCUGAGAGACUUGGAGGAAGAGUCCCAGGACUUUGAGAAGUCAAUGGAUGAGAAGAGAAGUGCGCUACGAGAGAGCAUUACAGACACAAAUGCUGAAAAGAAGAAAAAAUCCAAUGGCACAGCAGACAUGUUUGCAGAAGAUAACGACAUGUUCAGUGAAAACUAUUCUAGUCCUGGAUUUGUGCGCCCGUUAGGUGGUGUCCAUGACAACCCGAACUUGAUGGACAACUGGGAUGAUGCAGAGGGCUACUAUCGUGUUCGUAUCAGCGAGACGCUGGACAAGCGGUACAACGUGUACGGCUACACUGGCCAGGGUGUGUUCAGUAAUGUGGUGAGGGGCCGUGAUGCUGCCCGGGGGAGCCAGGAUGUGGCCAUCAAGAUCAUCCGAAACAAUGAGAUGAUGCACAAGACUGGUUUGAAAGAGCUUGAGUUCCUCAGGAAGUUGAAUGAUGCUGAUCCUGACGACAAAUUCCAUUGCCUCCGACUGUAUCGACACUUCUUCCACAAGAACCAUCUUUGUCUUGUAUUUGAAUCUCUCAGUAUGAACCUGCGUGAAGUCCUCAAGAAGUAUGGCAAGGACAUCGGCCUGCACAUCAAGGCGGUCCGCUCCUACAGCCAACAACUCUUCCUGGCCCUCAAGCUACUGAAGAGAUGCAGCAUUCUCCAUGCUGAUAUAAAACCAGACAAUAUCUUGGUGAAUGAAUCCAAACUGGUGCUGAAGCUGUGUGACUUUGGCUCUGCUUCUCAUGUGUCUGAGAAUGACAUCACACCCUACCUUGUCAGUCGGUUCUACAGAGCACCGGAGAUCAUCAUCGGCAUGGGUUACGACCAUGCCAUCGACAUGUGGUCCGUGGGCUGCACCAUCUAUGAGCUGUACACAGGCAAGAUCUUAUUCCCUGGCAACUCCAAUAAUGAGAUGCUGAAGUUUGUCAUGGACGUGAAAGGUAAAAUGCCCAAUAAGAUGAUACGCAAAGGGAUGUUUAAGGAACAACACUUCGACAGCAACUACAACUUCUUGUACCAUGAGGUGGAUAAAGUCACACAGAGGGAGAAGGUCACUGUGCUGAGCAACAUCAAUCCCAACAAGGACCUGCUGGCAGAGAUGGUUGGAUACCAGAGGCUGCCAGACGACCAGCUGCGCAAAGUUGCUCAACUCAAAGACUUGUUGGAACGGACAAUAAUGCUUGAUCCCUCCAAGAGGUUAUCAAUUAACCAAGAGCUCACCCAUCACUUCAUUCAAGAAAAACUCUAGACUUCCUGUGGCAACUCAAACCAAAAACAUAGACUGACUUUUUUGCAGGAAUUUAAUCAUUGAACCAGCUUUUGUUUUUGAAUGUACACAUAUUAUAGGAUUGUAUUGGUUUUUGUUUUGUUGCAAAGUGUUGGUUAACUAUACCCUAUGUUUAGUUAAGUAACAUUUAAGAAUUGGGAUUAAAUGAAAUGGUCAAGGAAUAUGUCUUCUGCAAGUUCCAAGAAAAUCUGAGGUUGAAACAGAUAUAUAUUAAGAACAUUCUACAUGACAGUACCACUUUUUGACAAGUGAAUCAAACUGACCCCAUGGAUAUCCCUCUCAACCAGAUAGAUUAAUUUUUUUUGGUGAUAAAGCAUUUGGAAAAGGUAAAUCUCUAAAUGGAUAAAUAUUGAACAAGCAGUAUUGAUGUAUACAGGUUUGUUUGUCCAUAUGAACAGAGAGCCCUUUGUGAAUAUGGUGUUCUCAUUGAAUCCACCUUUGUUUCAGAUGUUUGCUGUGGAUGGUUAGGGUUGUGUUUUGCCACCAUUCAGAUAAGUGCACAUCCAGAUAAGUGGAUUUCCUUUAUCCAGUCAAUCUGUCCAGUACAGUCACAAUCUGAAGCUUCUCCUUGGCAACAUGUUUUCACGUUAUUACCAUAUGCACUGGUCUGUGAUGGGGCUGUAUUUUCUUCAUUUGCAUUUUUAUAGAUUUGACAUAUUUUGAAGGAGCAUGCAUGUUUGUCAUACAAUCAAAGAGCAGUUCAUGUAAGGGUAUGUUCAAACAUGUACAAGUCAAAAUAUGGACUUAUUUACAACCUAACCCUGCUAACAUCUUACAUCUUGUGAAUAGGAAAAUGUUGUUGAAAAUAUUGAAAGCUGCAAGAAAUAUUUCAGCACUAUUUAGUUAUCAGCUGAGGCAAUAGUUACGUACAGCAAGUAUUUCUGACAUCUCAAAGUUUAAUGAAUCAUACAAGACCACAAGACUUAAUACUGACAACCCAACCGAAAACACAUUAAAGUAUAGAGAAUAACCUAAAGUGGGCUUUGUUUGUAAGGAUACCGGUAAACAGAUUAUUAGCUGAGUGUUUCCGGAUUGUAAAUAGCGAAUAUUCAGAAUAAACAUUGUAUUGUGCAAUCCUGUGGUGAGCAUGAUACAUGUUUGUUUUUAAUUCUAACAUUUGAUGUUUGCCAGAAUUGAUGAAACAUGUCGUAUUAAUCCUAUCCUUAAUCAGAUGUAACUUCUCUCAAAAAAAGUAACUCCAGAAACACUCCUAUGAAUACAGUGUUUUUGAGUGAACUGCCUCAUCAUGUAUAGGUCCAUGUCAAUAGCUGCCGUGUUUCUCAACCUAAAGAUCAGGAAAACACUGUCUAUAGUUACUGGUUACGUCAGUAAUGUAGUUAGCGAGCAGAUUCUGAAUAUAUGUAACUAUAUUACAUUCUCAAAUAGUUCCUUUGAGGUGACUGUAUUUCAAAAUUAGCUGACCGGACACAAAGUGUUUCGGAUCAUGAUAUCACAUCGAUAACACUAUUCCUUAUAUGAUGAUAGGUCUCUGCUUCACAGAAAGUUCCGAGUUGGGUAGAACACGCUAUCAUGUAUUGUUGAACCAUUUCUUUCAGUGGUGUUUACAUCGUCCUUUCACAUAUGUCUGGUAAGAUUUUAUGGUUUGAGUUUGACAUACUAUUUCUUUGUUUAACUGCAGAAGCAGUGAAAGUUGCCAUAAAGAGGAAAUGGUGUGUGCUGACUGUUGUUAUCAGCUAGUUCUUUUUUAAAGCAUAAAUGUCGGACACAGACGUUUCCAUUGAAUAUUGUGUAUAUUAUGUCCUCUUUCUAAGGCUAAUGGGAUCUUGUUCUCCUGACUAUGAAGUUGACAUUUUGUUUAUUUAAUGAAUGUGUUUCAAAUAUAAAUCAUUGAUCAACCCGAAAAUCAAACAGUCCAUCUUCACUCUCUUUAGUGAUUUGUUAUUACAUGACCACAAUUCCAUUCUCAAUCUCAUAAAAACGAGUCUGUUGUUUAAUCAUGAUAAUCAACCUGUCUCCCAAGAAAGCCAUGAUUCGAUGAGUCAUUGUUAUCAUUUUAUAAAGUAAAUAGAACUGUUGACGAUUGAGAAGAGCGUGAACAAUAUUUUGCAGGGGAGGGGGUUUGGGAGGGGGGAUAAUUUGGCCCUUGUACAUAUCUUCAGUGGAGAUUAUCAUCUACCAUCCAAAGAAACAUGAAUGUAUCCUUAAAGGAUUGUGUAUUCCCACAUGUGUAACUAUGGAUACGGUAGUAAUGUACUGCAUGUGAUCAUGGUAACCAUGGCGACUGUAUGAUUGUUUGUUUCUUUGUACAGGAACUACCAUCUCUGGAUGCUUUGUCAAUUAAAGACUUAAGCUGCUUUCAGAAGUGGUAAUAAUUUUGUUUUUUAUGUUAUUAUUGAUGCUUGACAUUUUCUCUGAUAUUAAUGUUGACUUAGAAUGAAUUGAUGCCUUUGCUUAGUACUAAGAUGCUUUGCAUCCUGUCAGAUGUAUAAAUGGUGGAAGGCAAGUCAUACUUGUGUCAGUCUGUGACAAGUUGACAAAUCUCACAUUUGCAAAGAGGUUUAAUAUGUUUCAUGAUGAUUUUGUAAAUGAAAAUCCAUCUAAGUUUGUGAAAGGUUUGAAUUUGUACUGUGUAAUAAAUACAAUAGACACAUGGACUUACCUUUACUCAUGUUUUGUAGACUAGGUUCUAAUAGACCUUAUAUGUUUUCAGUUGGUUAACAAGACUAGCCAAUAGAAACUUAUAAAAGAGAGAGAAAAAAAACACUUUCAACAAUUUCGGGCCACAGUAAGUUGAGAUAAAUCACUGUUGUUCAUAAGAAAUGGUUACUAAUAUGUUUUAAUAAAAAGAAGCUGAUUACCUUUGGACCACUUACCUUGAAUAUUGGCCAGAAUAUUUCUUAACCAACUUAUAAAAGAUAUAAGGCUUACAGAUUGGAAGUUUGUAGAACUUAAUUCUAAUUGUUUUGAUUUCCUUUCGUUACCACUGCAUUGGCGGAGAUUGACCCCUGACAGGAUGUGUGUCAAGGUCAUCAGUCAAGCAAUCACAGAACUCGAUACAGUUGGGAGCUGAGGGAGUCUUCAGUUUUGAGUAAUGAUAAGUAGUGCCUGAUAUUGACUACCGUACAAUCUGGGAGCAGGAGGCUGAGGAUCUCUUUAUAAGGUUAACACAAAAAGAAUGAGAUAGAAUACUGGUAAUGCUAGGGAGCAUGGAACGCAUGCAAAUACAGUACCCAGUACCAACAGGGUUCCAACAUCUGUUUCUUCGGUCUAUAUACAUUAGAACUUUUCAACUUUGUUUCCGAUUUUGUAAAUAGGGUACAAAUUUGUUCUUGGUUCAAAGCAUUGUUUUAUAUAUCAUCCGAGAGACUGGAAUUGUCAGGGAAUGCUACUCAGUUGAAAACAUUUUAGUUUGACCUGAAGGUUUAGUUGUGGUGCACCAAGUGGAUUCGUCCGAUUUCUCUUAUAGACGCCAUGAGGGAAGGUUUUAGAGACCUCAUGAAAAGACAUUUACAAAUAUUACUAAUAGUGUUGUUAGGAGUUUGAUUAAGGUAAACAUUUUCAAGGUUAUUGCACUACUCCAAGUGUGUGUGUAUAGUUGCCUGUAAUAGUAUAGGCUAAUGCCAGUUAUAUAGUAUUAGCCUAGAGAUACCGUACCUCAGUUUAGAAUCUUUAUCCCACUCAUACCUUAAUGCUGUGCACCAGGCAGGGUAACAACAGCUACCACUAUUUAAGAUCAAUCCUCCCACAUUUCUGCCGUGGCAGCGUCUUUGCUCAGUAAACAAUUGACAGUGGAUAUUGGAUAAUGAAUAAUUUUCAUCUGUGUACUUGAGAGCAAGACCUUAUUAAUCGUUUUGCAGUUUGUCGUCAUGUACAAUAUUCUUAAAAUGGUGAUAUGUUUGUGAAAGCUGAAACAUUAGCCCAGAUUGACAAAUUUCAAGAGUCUGGAAAUGAUAUGUCGUUCAUUAAUCAGUGCAUAUUCCGUGGUAUGAAAAUGUUUGUAAAUUUUAUAUUUACUGUUAUUUGAAACCCACAAUCGUUUGGCAGUCUUGGUGCAUCACUGGGCCAAAUGUUUGGGGUGGCUGUGGAUCACAUCCAAAAGUUUUGUUUAAUGCAAAAAGGUGAAAAUGCGUAAGUUGUAUGUUGUCAGAUGAUGGUCAAUCCACUUUCCCUCAGUUCUUCAACCAGCUUAUUUAGGUCAUCUCUGUUUUAAUUUCACAGGUAGGCCACUUUUCUUUCUUCGUUACAUACAAUGAUCCUUCCGUCAAGCCGCAUCACUGUUGGCCAUGCUGGGCAUCACGUGAUCACAAUCAGCCAAUGAGCAUAUGGGUGUCUGUCAUGUGACCAGGCAAGGACGUAUCAGGUGUCACAUGAUUUCAGAUGAGAUGCUUCUUCUUUCCGUAUCAACUUCCACCAGCGAGGUGGAGGGGAAUCGUGAUCAGCCAACACGUGAUCAGCCAGCGCUCCAGACCAAAGACGACAAUUAAACUGUUGUAUAUCAUUUAGAGUUCUGGUUACUACGUUACGUUAGCAGACAAUUCUGACUUUUGUCGGCAUGUUAAUGACCUGCCAAAAAUUGUCAUAUGAACAUCAUAUCAGCUUGUCUUUACGUAAUUUGCAAAAUGAAUGUUGAUAUGAAUUUCAAUAACUGUCAUAUUUUUGCUGUGAAGAAAAGUGUCUGAAAUAAAUUUGUUGGUAUGGAUUGUAA